Puntigrus tetrazona (Sumatra barb) is the source of this 3579-nucleotide messenger RNA. RefSeq lists its product as uncharacterized. Gene Ontology annotation, molecular function: UDP-glycosyltransferase activity. Bases 152 to 3418 code for a protein of 1088 amino acids. The record is from RefSeq and is a predicted model, not a curated record. The transcript has 12 exons. NCBI's taxonomy places the organism in Eukaryota, Metazoa, Chordata, Actinopteri, Cypriniformes, Cyprinidae.
UUAUUCUGCUGCCUCCCGCGCACACACGAGUCUCUAGAAUUAGUGUCUGGUUACUCGCAUAAACCGGGCAGGGCAUCAAAGUGUGUAGUAAAAGAUCGAUGAGGACAAAGCCCAGAAGGCACGCGACCUUUGUCCAAAUCUUGUUGUGCACAUGGGCUACACCGUGUCUGGAUCCUCGUUCACUGCACUUAUCCAAAAGCAGUUAGGCUACUUAAACAUGUAUACCGGGGCUUUCUUUGCGUUUGUACUGUUGUGUGGAGCAGAAACCGGUCGUGCUGGCAAGGUUUUGGUGUUGCCAGGCGAGUACAGUCACUGGCACAACAUGCGUGCGAUCAUCGACGAGCUAGUGGAUCGUAACCACAGCGUGACGGUUCUGGUCAGUUCUUCAUCACCUACUGUACCACACGCGCGGAAGGAGCGCUUCGAUUACAAAGUGUUUCAAGUGAACACGAAGAAAGAAGAGGCCAGUGCCGCGUGGAGCGAGAUCAUUGACCUCUGGAUGAAUGAAACGGCCACCAAAUACGAUAGGGUCUUAAUGUUGUGGAGAGUGAUGUCCAAGUUCAAGACGUACGGCGAUGAAGCCUGCAAGGGCAUGUUUCGCGAGGAUCUUUUACGCACGCUUCGUGAAUCUCAUUACGACGUGCUUCUGUCUGAUCCGAUGAUGCCGUUCCCUGACCUGAUGGCACAGAAGCUGAACAUCCCUCACGUCCUCUCGAUUCGCGCGAUGAUCGCGUAUGAAUUAGAGCGGCUUUGCGGUCAGAUGCCCGCGCCUCCGUCCUACGUCCCUGCUGUCGCUUUGCAUGACCACCUCACCGACCGUAUGAGCUUCACUGAGAGAGUUGAAAACAUGCUUCUCUACAUCCUACAUACGACUAUAUACCAACUGAGCAUUAAGUUUACUUUUGAUCAGCUCUACACUGAAAUAGAGGGAAAGCCCACAACAAUGUGUGAGACUAUAGGUAAAGCAGACAUCUGGUUGAUCAGAACUUACUGGGAUUUUGAGUAUCCACGCCCACUCCUGCCUAAUUUUAAAUUUGUUGGAGGACUUCACUGCAAACCUGCCAAGCCCCUGCCGAAGGAAAUGGAGGAGUUUGUUCAGAGCUCAGGAGAUCACGGCUUCGUUGUGUUCUCAUUGGGUUCGAUGAUCGGCAACCUGACCAUGGAAAGGGCAAACACUAUUGCUUUGGCUCUUAGUCAGAUUCCACAAAAGGUUGUUUGGCGGUAUAGUGGGAAAACACCAGAAACUCUCGCCCCCAAUACAAGAACCUAUGACUGGAUCCCACAGAAUGAUCUGCUUGGUCAUCCAAAAACAAAGGCCUUCAUCACCCAUGGUGGGACAAAUGGACUGUAUGAGGCUAUUUAUCAUGGUGUCCCAAUGGUGGGUUUACCACUUUGGGGUGACCAGCCCAGUAACCUAAUGAACAUGAAAACCAAAGGAGCUGCUGUUGUUCUUGAUUUCUACACAAUGGAAUCCCAAGACUUAGUGGGUGCUCUCAAGACUGUCUUAAAUAAUCCAUUAUACAAGGAGAGCAUCAUGAGACUGUCCAGAAUCCAUCAUGAUCAGCCAAUGAAGCCUCUGGACCAGGCGGUUUACUGGAUCGAGUUUGUGAUGCGAAAUAAAGGAGCUAAACAUCUCCGAGUUCAGGCACAUAAUCUGAGCUGGUAUCAGUACCACUGCCUGGAUGUAGUGGCCUUCUUACUCUCACUUGUUGCACUGAUCACAUUCCUCUUCAUGAAAUCAUGCUGUUUCCUUUUCUGUAAAUGUUUCAGAAAGACUUGUCCUGAUGGCAGAGCACAAAAGAGUAAAAAAGAAUUGACAAUGAUUUUCGGAACUUUGCUUGCGUUUGUACUGUUGUGUGGAGCAGAAACCGGUCGUGCUGGCAAGGUUUUGGUGUUGCCAGGCGAGUACAGUCACUGGCACAACAUGCGUGCGAUCAUCGACGAGCUAGUGGAUCGUGACCACAGCAUGACGGUUCUGGUCAGUUCUUCAUCACCUACUGUACCACACGCGCGGAAGGAGCGCUUCGAUUACAAAGUGUUUCAAGUGAACAUGAAGAAAGAAGAGGCAAAUGCUGUGCUGAGAGAUAUGAUUCAUCUCGGGACGAAUGACACAGCCGCCAAAUACAAGGGGGACUUUAUGGUCUGGCGAGUGAUUUCCAACUAUAUGACGUUUCUUGCCGAUAUAGCCAAGGGCAUGUUUCGCGAGGAUCUUUUACGCACGCUUCGUGAAUCUCAUUACGACGUGCUUCUGUCUGAUCCGAUGAUGCCGUUCCCUGACCUGAUGGCACAGAAGCUGAACAUCCCUCACGUCCUCUCGAUUCGCGCGACGUUCGCGUAUACAUUAGAGCGGCUUUGCGGUCAGAUGCCCGCGCCUCCGUCCUACGUCCCUGCUGUCGCUUUGCGAGAUUACCUCACCGACCGUAUGAGCUUCACAGAGAGAGUUGAAAACAUGCUUCUCUACAUCCUACAUACGACUAUAUUUCCAUUGAGCAUGACGUUUACUUUAGAUCAGCUCUACACUGAAAUAUUGGGAAAACCCACAACCGCAUGUGAAACCAUUGGAAAAACUGAUAUUGUGUUGAUCAGAACUUACUGGGAUUUUGAGUAUCCACGCCCACUGCUGCCUAAUUUUAAAUUUGUUGGAGGACUUCACUGCAAACCUGCCAAGCCCCUGUCAGAGGAAAUGGAGGAGUUUGUUCAGAGCUCAGGAGAUCACGGCUUCGUUGUGUUCUCAUUGGGUUCGAUGCUUGGCAACCUGACCAUGGAAAGGGCAAACACUGUUGCUUCUGCUCUUGGCCAGAUCCCACAAAAGGUUGUUUGGCGUUAUCAUGGGAAAACACCAGAAACUCUCGCCCCCAAUACAAGAAUCUAUGACUGGAUCCCACAGAAUGAUCUGCUUGGUCAUCCAAAAACAAAGGCCUUCAUCACCCAUGGUGGGACAAAUGGACUGUAUGAGGCUAUUUAUCAUGGUGUCCCAAUGGUGGGUUUACCACUUUGGGGUGACCAGCCUGAUAACCUAAUGCACAUGAAAACCAAAGGAGCUGCUGUUGUUCUUGAUAUCGGCACAAUGCAGUCCAAAGACAUGGUGGAUGCUCUCAAGACUGUCAUAAAUAUUCCAUCGUUCAAGGAGAGCAUCAUGAGACUGUCCAGAAUCCAUCAUGAUCAGCCAAUGAAGCCUCUGGACCAGGCGGUUUACUGGAUCGAGUUUGUGAUGCGGCAUAAAGGAGCUAAACAUCUCCGAGUUCAGGCACAUAAUCUGAGCUGGUAUCAGUACCACUGCCUGGAUGUAGUGGCCUUCUUACUCUCACUUGUUGCACUGAUCACAUUCCUCUUCAUGAAAUCAUGCUGUUUCCUUUUCUGUAAAUGUUUCAGAAAGACCUGUCCUGAUGGCAGAGCACAAAAGAGUAAAAAAGAGUGAAUGUGAAGUGGGUUGCCAUUGCUUCAGUUGACUGUGGUACUUGUCAUUAUCACUUGUAAGAUGGCCAGUGUGUGUGUUUUGAGUACAUUCCGAACUGUAUGUCCUUGAUGAAGUACAUGUGAAUGUAAAAUAAAAUAGAAAAGUCACUCAGGGUAAAAAUA